AUGACUAUCCAACAGACCACCAUGCAGCCGACUGAGCGCCAGCACAGCACAGGCUCUCUUGACAGCUUCGACCCGAUCAUGGUAACUCCUGUGAUUGGUAACGAGUUCGCCAAAGGAACUUGUAAUAUCGUUGACGAUAUCCUACAAGCCCCCAAUGCAGACCAACGUAUUCGCGACUUGGCCAUCAUGACAGUCGCCGAACGGGGUGUUUUAAUCCUACGCAUGGGCGAGCUGACCGGUCGUCCAUCCACCCAUGGCCUGCACAUUCACCCGGUCACUAAUGAUGCACGCGAAUUUGGUGACCCGGACCCUCAAAUCAGCACCAUCAACUCCGAGGGCCGCAAGACUCUCUACAAGGGAUCUGAUUAUACCAAGAUGGCGGCAGUCUGGCACAGCGACAUCUCGUUCGAGAAAGCUCCCGCCGACUAUUCGAGUCUGCGACUCGUGCAACUGCCCAAAACGGGCGGCGACACGCUUUGGGCGUCUGGUUACGAGAUCUAUGAUCGCAUCAGUAAGCCCUACCGGGCGUUUUUGGAGACAUUGACAGCCACACACGCAGGUGUCGGGUUUAUGAGGCUGGCACAGACGGGAAAGUUCCAUUUGUAUGAGAAGGAGCGCGGGGCACCCGUGAAUAUUGGAGGAGACUUAUCGGCUGUUCAUCCGGUCGUAAGGACAAACCCAAUUACAGGAUGGAAAUCCAUUUUCCCUAUUGGCUCUUUUCCUACCCAGAUCGACGGGUUGACUCGUAGAGAGAGCGCCAGCAUGCUGCAGUGGUUUCAUGAUAUGAUCACUCACGGGCAUGACCUCCAGGUUCGUUUCAAAUGGAACAGCCCUAAUGAUAUUGCGAUCUGGGACAAUCGCAGCGUCUUUCAUACCGCGACAGGCGACCAUGAAGGGUUUGGCCCCCGAAGUGGUAACCGGGCUGUGGGGGUGGGCGAGGUUCCGUACUUUGAUCCGAGCAGCAAAUCGCGCAGAGAGGAACUGGGUAUUGUGGAUGAUCUCGCUCCCUGCCAUUGGUAG
Molecule: messenger RNA, 1020 nt
Organism: Aspergillus nomiae NRRL 13137
Lineage: Eukaryota; Fungi; Ascomycota; Eurotiomycetes; Eurotiales; Aspergillaceae
Product: TauD/TfdA dioxygenase family protein
Exons: 5
Coding region: 1-1020 (339 amino acids)
Cellular component (GO): cytoplasm
Molecular function (GO): 2-oxoglutarate-dependent dioxygenase activity
Source: RefSeq, a predicted model, not a curated record